UUUUGGCGGGAAAAUCCGUCUCUAAGUUCUUACACAAAAUUUUCAUUUUCUUCCAUUCUCCCAUUUUCACUUAAAGCCUUUGUUAUUCAUUCUGAGUUGCAUAACAAAUCUCAGUAAAAUGGCUCCUAGAAAACGAACAAGUUCUGGAUCAACAAAGAAAUCAACCAAUCAACAUCAACAGCAGCAGCAGCAAUCUCAGCCGUCCAAAUUCGGGAUUGAGCAUUUCUUCGAACGCCAUACCCAAAAUAUCCUCUCACAGAAAUCCAAAACCCCUCUUGUCCCCCACAAUUCCAAUUCAUUGCAAAACCCUAAAGAAACUUCUACCGUGUCAGUACCAAAAACUCCUGCAAAUGUUUUAGAUGUAAGGUGUUUGGAUUCUAAUGAAAUGAACUCCGCUGCGCGAAAAGGCGAAAAUGGAUUGAAUUUGAAGAAUUCAGUGUCUCAAGUUGAAUCUAAUAAAAUUGUAGUUGAGAGAAUUAAGGAUAAGGGAGUUGGGGGAGGUGAAAAGGAGGGAAUUAGUGUGAGUUUGAAAAAGAAUGAAUCCGGGAGUUCUUCGUCUCAGAGUACACCUACGGAGACUGUGGUAGCUGCAGGUAUAGGAGAGGAGAAAAAUCAAGCUGAAGUAACGCCUGAGUUUUGCAAGUCCGUGUCUUUGAACAAACGAUUCAAGUUUUCUCCAGGAAUGCUGAUCAAGCAAAGCCAGGAUGAUGGAGGUGAUGAAGUAACAUGGAGAAUAUCUCCAGUGAAUGAACGACUUCAUGCCGUGUCCAAACAAAUACCAAAGAUGGUAAAAGUGUUGGCGGAUGCAUCACGGUUCAACUCCUUGUAUAUUCAAGAAUGUUCACUAAAAAAGACGCCUCCUGGGACAGAAAGAAAAUUUGAGAAGUGUCUUUAUUCACCUCCACCAAAGGCACUUGAUAAAUCGUUAGUAUGCUCAAAUAGGGCAAGCUUGAGAAACAAAAGCACAGAUCGCACGAUGGAUUUGUGGGAAAAUAAUGGAAACUCUAACCACCAGAGCAAAACUGAAGUAAUAAACAGCCAGAGUCCUUUCCAGACUCCACCAUCUCUGACAUACGGCAAUGAUAAGCCUGCCAACGCAGUCGAUCCUAAUGAAGCCACUGAUCAGCUUGGUUCCAGGCAACACAAAAAGGCAUUGAUUGAGCUUUUAGACCAAGUAGAAGAUGUAAUUUCUGUUGAACCACAAUGUGAAGAGAAAAUUGCAUCCCAUGGUCAUGAUGGGCCUGCUAAGCCAGCUGCCGUUUUGCAGAAACUGUCAGAAAACGUUUCUGCAAGUGAUCAAAGGAAAGAGUCAACUAUCUAUUUUCUUGUUUUGGAGGUUUCCGAGAAGCAUGGACAAGUUGAAACAUCUGGACCGCAGUGCUCCUUCAAGGUUUUGCGCUUGCUGAAUGAACAAAGUGGAGAAGAAAGGGUUUUGCAAUUGAGGGAUGAGUGGUGCUAUAGUGUUGUUGCACCAGGGGAUACUAUUCAUGUCAUUGGUGAGUUUGACAGUGAAGGAAAAUGUGAAAUAAACCGCAGGAAUAAUUUUCUCAUUGUUCAUCCGGAUAUUUUAGUUUCUGGAACCAGGGUUGCUGGCAGCUUCAGUUGCUCAAGGCGAGCUGUGCUGGAUGAGAGGUUAAAAUCUGGCGAGUAUUCAGCCGCUGCAUUGAUUGGCACAUUAUUACAUCAGAUGUUUCAGGCUGGGCUGAUCAGAGAGUCCCCUACAAAAGAAUUCUUGGAGGAUUAUGCAAGGGUAGUGCUCCAGAAGAGUCUUGAGAGCCUAUAUGCAUGUAGAGUUGAUGAAAAUGAUACUCACAAGACAUUGAUUGAGGCAAUUCCAAAACUGAUGAAUUGGAUACGUUCCUUCCGAUAUUCAGAGGUUUCAGAAAGCCCAAGCAUUGAUUUUGGAAGAGAGGAUGGAGUUAAGAAGAUUAAAGUAUCUGAAGUACUUGACAUUGAAGAAAUGGCGUGGGCUCCAAAGUAUGGGUUGAAAGGCAUGAUCGAUGCAUCCUUGCAAGUAAAUGUAGAAUCCAACAACAAUGUACCUAAUGAGAUGAUUAUGCCUCUUGAGUUUAAAACUGGGAAGGCAACAAAUGGGCAGACAGCUACGGAACAUAAUGCUCAAGUUAUGCUGUAUACCCUUCUAAUGUCAGAAAGAUACUCACAGCAUAUUGGUCAUGGUCUCCUGUAUUAUCUGCACACAGAUCAGACACAGGGAAUUACUGUUUACAGAUCUGACUUGGUUGGCCUUAUAAUGCGCCGUAAUGAACUUGCAAAUGAUCUUCUCAAGGCCACUAUGACUCAGCAAUUGCCACCAAUGUUACAGAGUCCAAAUAUGUGCAGAGGCUGUCGCCACCUCAGUGUCUGUACCAUUUAUCAUAAGUCAUAUGGUGGCACCACAGAAGGCAGUGGCUUGGGCAGUAUGUUUGAUUCGCUUGUUAGCCAUCUAACAAAUGCACAUACAAAUUUUCUUCAAAAAUGGGAUCAGUUGAUUGACUUGGAGGCUAAAGAGGUUGAGGCCGUAAAGAAACAAAUUUGGUCUUCACAAAGUCUAAAGAAUGACCGUUAUGCUCCUUGCUUAUCUUCUCUUGUCCUUGAUACAUCAGAGAGAACCACACCAACAAACUCGUGCAAAGGAAAUCAGUUUACGUAUCACUUUGUACAUCGAGAUUGGACUUCCUUGGGCACUCAUCAACAGGAUGGAGAUGCUCUGAACAGUUCCAUUUUUCCUGUGAAAAAUUUUGAAUCCACACUUAGGAAUGGGGACUAUGUGGUGUUGAGCACUGAACCUGGUGGGAUACUAAUAGCUACUGGGGUUGUUGUUGAUAUGAGUUGUUCUCGCAUCUCGGUAUCUCUUUCCAAACGCUUAAGGCUUCCAGGAAGCAGCCGGAUUUCACAGACACAAGAUCUUCAUCAGCAGUUGUGGCGAAUUCAUAAAGAUGAAUUCAUGGGUUCAUUUCCAAUUAUGAGAUUCAACCUCAUCCAACUCUUUCUACAAAAUGAGCAGAGUUCUAAUCUGAGGAAGAUGAUAGUUGAUCUGGAGGUGCCUAGGUUUGAUAGUGGAUGUCAAUUUAGUCAAGAUCCUGCCAUUUCAUACAUUUGGUCAGAAAAAAAUUUGAAUGAUGAUCAGCGCAGAGCCAUACUUAAAAUACUCACGGCAAAGGAUUAUGCGCUGAUACUAGGAAUGCCAGGGACAGGCAAAACAUCCACUAUGGUCUAUGCUGUGAAGGCACUGUUGAUAAGAGGUUCAUCCAUUUUGCUUACCUCCUAUACAAACUCAGCUGUCGACAAUUUGCUUCUCAAACUGAAGGCUCAGGGAAUAGAUUUUAUACGUAUUGGAAGAUAUGAGGUUGUGCACGAGGAAGUUCGGGAGAAUUGCUUAUCAAUGAUGGACACUCAUGGUCUUGAAGAGAUGAAGCAAAGGCUAGAGCAAAGCAAAGUUUUUGCUGUUACAUGUUUGGGGAUAGCUAGCCCAUUGCUUCCAAACAAGAGAUUUGAUGUGUGUAUAAUGGAUGAAGCUGGACAAACUACAUUGCCGGUAUCGUUGGGACCAUUGACAUUUGCAUCAAAAUUUGUUCUAGUAGGGGAUCAUUAUCAAUUACCACCACUUGUCCAGAGUGCAGAGGCUAGAGAAAAUGGAAUGGCUGUAAGUCUGUUCUGCAGACUCUCAGAAGCUCAUCCUCAAGCAAUUUGUGCUCUGCAAAGCCAGUACCGCAUGUGUGCAGCCAUAAUGGAAUUAUCAAAUGCCUUGAUAUAUGGCAACAGAUUGCGAUGUGGUUCUUCUGAAGUAGAAAAUGCCAAAAUCAAGUACACAGGAUUGCAAUCUGGGCCUACGUGGAUAAAGGAGGUUAUGAAUCCAAACAGACCUGUCAUCUUUAUAAACACAGAUUUGUUGCUUGCUUUCGAAACAAAUGAAAGGAAAGCUGUAAAUAACCCAAUGGAAGCAAGUAUCAUUGCUGAGAUCGUGCAUAGAUUGUUGAGCAGAGGUAUAUUGGAGGAAGAUAUAGGCAUCAUUACACCCUACAAUUCUCAGGCUGAUCUUAUACAGCAAGGUGUUUCCACAUCAGUGGAGAUACACACCAUUGAUAAGUACCAGGGCAGAGAUAAAGAUUGCAUUCUGUUGUCCUUUGUAAGGUCAACUGAAAAUCCAAGGAACUACACUUCUUCAUUGCUUGGAGACUGGCACAGAAUUAACGUGGCUCUUACUCGUGCUAAGAAGAAGUUGAUCAUGGUAGGUUCAUGCAGUACGCUAUCGACUGUGCCUCUGCUAAAGCUUCUCAUUGAAAAGGUGGAAGAGCAAGGAGGCAUUUUGAGCCUCUCCAUGAAGGAUAUUGCUCAUAAACCAGAAUUGAGAAGAUGCUCCAACCUGAGAUAAUGGUGAAGAUAUUGCACCCAGUUUUGCUAUUUGUGAUCAUGUAAUAUAUUACAUGUGCUUCUCUAAUUUAAAUGUAAAUAUUGAGGCCAUACCCAGCCAGCUACUCAUUCUUCUGUAAAUAAUAAAAAUUUCUUAGUGAAAUAGUUGUACAAGAGUCCACUUACCA
This is a messenger RNA of Capsicum annuum, 4538 nucleotides long. RefSeq names its product DNA replication ATP-dependent helicase/nuclease JHS1. Gene Ontology annotation, cellular component: cytoplasm. The record is from RefSeq and is a predicted model, not a curated record. NCBI's taxonomy places the organism in Eukaryota, Viridiplantae, Streptophyta, Magnoliopsida, Solanales, Solanaceae. Gene Ontology annotation, biological process: replication fork reversal. The transcript is spliced from 34 exons. Bases 119 to 4372 code for a protein of 1417 amino acids. Gene Ontology annotation, molecular function: single-stranded DNA helicase activity; 5'-flap endonuclease activity.